Messenger RNA from Moneuplotes crassus, 1980 nucleotides. NCBI's taxonomy places the organism in Eukaryota, Ciliophora, Spirotrichea, Euplotida, Euplotidae. The record is from the annotation of a GenBank genome assembly.
AUGGAAAGUAAGAGAGUGAUGGAUUUAGAGGAGAUUAAGGGGGUUUUAGGUACAGAGGAGGGGAGAGCAUCGUUAUUGACGACUCUUUCUCUUACAAUCAAGAUUCUUCCUUAUUUUGGAUAUGCGGACCAAUGUAGAACUUUAAUGACACAGCUCAGGUCAGAGUCCAGACAGCUCUGGCUUUCUAACGAAGAUCAAUGGCUCAAGCCUUUAAUUAAUGGCCAGGAGGAAGAAGUAUUCCAUAUUCAGAAGAGGAAUCUAUGGGUCGAGAAUCUAAAAGGUCCUUCAAAUUCUGAUGAUGAGGUAUCUCCAGAUUCACAAAUGAUGGAGCUGAUACAUGCAGGUACUUAUAAACUAUACUCCCUCAUAUUCUGCCUUGAUGAUGAGAACCUCUCAAGCCUUGAGACUAUUGCUAAUUUCUGACAAAUAGUGGAUCCAGAAUUGUUAAAAGUUGGAAGCAUGUAUAUUUCCACUUUGAUAAACAAAAUUUCUAACUUUGAAUUUCUAAUGAAAAUUUCUAAAGCUCUUCAGAUCGAAGUGAAAGAGUAUAAAGUUGAUAAAGCAACUUACUAUCAAUUUAAGAACCCACCAUUCAUUAUUUUCAACACAAGCCAAUUCGAUGGUGCUAAAAACCUCUAUGUUUGCUCAGAUGAUUGGAAUCUGCCAGAUGAUCAUAGCGAGCAAAUGCUAAUUGACAAAAUGCGAAUUGGCUUCCUUGAGCUUCCUGAACUUGUAGAGUUAUUAACAGAAUUACUAGAAAUUAUGACCACGGAAGCUCUUUCGAAGAAAAUUGAAGAUUCUGACAUUAAAAUAAAACUACAUCAGGACAAUAUUGUCAGAGAUAAGGGUUAUAUCCAGGAGCUCUCGAGAAUAUUAGAGAGCCUAAAAUUCAAUGAAGAAGGUGCUAAAGGUUCUCUCCCAAACUUCGGAUUUUUAUGUGAAGGAUUGUUUAAAGACGAAGAUGAGUCCAUGCAGCCAAAUGAUCUUGACGUAAUUCCUUUGAUAUCAAAUACGCUAAACAAUAAAGGAUUGCCAACCAGGAUUGCUAUGAAUCGAGCAAAUUAUGAAAAGCCUACUAAAUAUGAGAUUAAAGGAGCCAAUUGCUUGAUCAGCUACAACAACUGGGCUAUGAAAGCCACCAACUUCUAUCUAAGAGUGACAACUGAUUAUACGAUUGAUGGGAACUGUAUCGUAUUCGGAUCAAAUGAAAAUGCUUUCUAUGCAGAUGUCAAUGAAAAAGCGAGCUUCAAUGAUCUUGAGGAACACAAAUCCUUAUCCCAAGAUCUAAAAAUUUACAUUCCUUUUGAGGAAAUUACAUCUGUCAGAUGAAAUUUAAAAUCCCUCAGUAGAAUACUCUCUGUAGGGUCAGUUCAGAAAUUGUCAAAUUUAGAUAUAAAGAUCGAUCCUACUGAUCUUAGUGAAGAAGACUUUUGUGAAAUUGUCCAAAGCAUUCCUAAAUCUACGAAAACAGAGGUAGAGAUUAUUGAUCCUGGGUUUGAAAACAACCAGCAAGAACAGAGUAAUGACAUAUCUUUUAAAGCUCUUCACAAUCUUAGCUUGGAGGAACUCAGAGUCAACUAUGAAAUUAGCAACAAGGAUUCGUUAUCCUCAUUAAUUUCACUAUUAAAACAACAGACAGCUCUUAAUACUAUCUCUGUCAAAAUCAGAGCUUCUGAGAUUGAAGAUGCAAACCUCGCCUUCAAAUCUUUACUAGGAGCUAUCUGAAGCACACAUUGCUUAUAUAUUGACAUUUCAGUGUCUGAAUCAACUCCCGAGAUGGCCAAUACCUCUAAACAGCUUGUUAAGGACAACAUCACCAAGGACAUUUCCAUCUCCCUUAACCCUCUCCCAGAGAAACAUUCCCCAACAAAGCAUUCCAAAAACACCAGUUACAAUAACUCUAGUCCAAGAUCCCAAAAAUUCCUUCCCAAAAUAUCAAUAGAAGACCAUUUCAAGAAAUUACAGAACAAAUUCAAAUAA